AUGGCUUCUGGCCGAGGUGGAUCUGUAGCACGAGGUCCAGGCGGCGCUGGUAGCGGCGUACCAGGUUCUCCACCACGACCUAUGGAGGGGCGGGUAGGGGAUGGACCUGGAGGAGCCGGCGCUUGCUUUGUGGGAGGGUUGCUUUCCUUAGCGACGCCGACGUCACGUCAUUCUUUCCGCUACGACGGCCCUCGACCCCCUCCUUCAGGGCAGACACAGCCGGAGAGUGGCAGUGGGGAAGAGGAUGAGGAGGAGGAGGAGGAGGGUGAUUGCGAUGAGGAUGAGGACGAUGAGGGGAGCGGGGAUGACAGUGAGGCAGGGUGGGACCCAGAGACGGAUGGCGGUGGGGAGAGGGGAGAGGAUGAUGAAGACCACGAGAUGGAUGGGUUGGAGCCAGAGGGGGGGGAGGAGGAGGUGGGAGAGGGUGGUGGAGAGGCGGCGACGGAGGCGGGCUCACACCAUGUGCGUGAAGGGGGUGGGAGCGUGGGGGUUACCGUAGGGAAAAAGGCCGCGACCAUUAAGCCGCCAAGGCGGGGGAAGAGGGUGAACAAGUUGAGGGAGCGGGCGUACCCCGCUACGUUCACAGGGGAGCCGUUGGGCGAGGGCGUGAUCGCACCGGAGUUCUUAGACGAGGACGGAGGGUCAGAAAGUAGCAAGGGGACGGGUAGCAGGAAACCGGGGUGGCAAGUUAUGAUGUUCGGACCGAAGGACGCAGACGAGAAGCGUCAGUGCAAGAUUUGCACUGACAAGAUCUCGUGGAAGCAGUCCACAACCACUCCCGGCGAGUGGCACUUCGCGAGCCACCAUACAACGCAUAUGCUCGUAUGGCAUCACCGUUACCACACCCCGUCCAUUCAGUUGCCAGGCGAAACGUUUCCUCGAGGGGGCUACAAGGGUGUUCCAGAUGGCUACGUCGAAGCUUACCCGCUUGCCAAGACGUGGCCUCAUCUCGCGACCAAGACAGGGCAGGCAUCGCGUGGAGAUAAGAAGGGGGGCGGGAUUGAGCGGUUUAUGACAACGAAGCUGACUUUGGGGGAGCUCCGACAGGCGAUCGCCAAGCUAGUGGUCACCUGCGACCUCCCCUUCCGCAUCGUGGAGGCCGAGGCUUUUCGGGAGCUGCUGAUCCUGCUAAAUCGCAACUGCACGCAGAAGAACUUCAUCCCCUCCCGAUGGACGGUCUCCCGCGACACCGUUGUCUUUGCGGCGGCCGCUCUCCAGUCCGCCAUCGCGGAGAUGCUGGCGAAGGAGGGGGAGCUGGGGUGCAAGGUGUCGACUACCAUAGACAUAUGGACGGCACCCAACAACAAAGCAUGGCUAGUGGUUACCGGCCACUGGAUAGACGAGGCCUUCCAGCUGCGCACGAUGGUGCUUGAGUUCCGUGAGAUGCUCGGGCGGCAUGGGGGCAAGGAGAUUGCGAAGGUGGUUGAGGAGACAGUGGUGCAGUGGAAGUUGGAGGGGCGUUGUCUUGGGUUGACGUCAGACAACGCCUCCAGCAACAUUGCUGCCUUCAGGCGGCUGUCGGAGGAGGGUGGUGGGAGGUGCUUCUUCACCGAGCGCAUGCACUUCCGCUGCUUGGCACAUGUGAUCAACCUUGCAGUGAAGGCAGCUCUCGCAAUGGCCGCCAUACGCAAGCUGCUGAAGAUCCUGAGGGAGAUGGCGUCGUGGGUGGGCUUCUCGCCACAGCGCUCAGGGAAGUUUCUGGGCCUACAGCGGACCUUGAACGCGCAGGCCAACCCCGCCAAACCGAAGCCGGCGCUGAAGCUGGUGCAGGACUCUCCCACGCGCUGGGGGUCGACCCACGACAUGGUCGAGCGAGCUGGGGUUCUGCAGGAACCAAUCAAUGUCUUCUUUGCCCAGACACAGCCACCCUCACUAACCCAAGUUUCAUUCUGUCAACCAUGCCUGUCCAAACCCACAAACCUACAGGGCUUGUCGGCGACUGACAAGAAGAAGGUCGAGACCUUGCGCCUGACUGACGCAGAUUGGGAGACUCUGCAUGCUGUCAAGGCAUUCCUCAGUCCAUUCGCCAGAGUCUCGAAGGCAGCGGAGGGGGCGGCGUACCCUACAGUGUCGAUGGUCGUGCCGUACUACAACGGCCUGAUCGACGCUUUGGAGGCGCGCCUUGCGAAGUGGCCAUCGGAUGCGCUGAAGCCGAUGAUCGAGGCGGCGCUGGGGGUGCUGAAGAAGUAUGCGUACAUGUCCUCCAACGAGCUGUGGAUCGCCACCUUCUUGGACCCGUCCAUGAAGGCGGCGUGGUUUGAUGACGCGCACUGGGAGUCGCAGCAUCCCGAGACCGAGCCGAGGGUGAGGCCGCGUCCCACUUCUAGCGAGGUGGUCCAGCUGGUACGCGACCGCGUGGCCGAGUACCAGGCCCGGGCUGCAGCGCUAGCCCCCCGGGCGCCCCCACUUGCCACUGUGACGGAGGAGGAGGAGGGUGACGCAGCGGACGACGACGAGGAUGCGCAGUAUAUCCCUAGUCGCCGUCGACUUGCAGUGCGUCUCUCAGCGAGCCAGCAGGCGGGGAGGGGCGGGAUGCUACAGGAUGACGAGGUUAGCAGGUACCUGUCGGAGCGGGUUUGGGAUGACGUGACGGCGUUGGAGUACUGGCGCACGGCCACCAACAUGCAGACGCUUAGGCGCAUGGCCCAGGAUUAUCUCGCGAUCCCUGCCACGUCCGCAUCGAACGAGCGCGUGUUCUCCUUGGCCGCAACGUCAUUUCCUGGAAGCGACACCGCCUGGCCUCCCAGAGAACGCGAGCUAUCAUGGUUCUCCGAUCCUGGUACACCUCACACCCCGGCCAGAGGAUAG
Messenger RNA from Closterium sp. Yama58-4, 2808 nucleotides. The record is from the annotation of a GenBank genome assembly. NCBI's taxonomy places the organism in Eukaryota, Viridiplantae, Streptophyta, Zygnematophyceae, Desmidiales, Closteriaceae.